AUGACCUCUCCAUCCACUCCCAAUCUAAGCAACACACCAAUUACCAAUCAUCUACUAUUGACUAAAGAGCUUGAAGCCAUCCUCAACAAAUUCCAGGAUGUACCGACUGAUUCACUCCACCUCUUUAUCAAAUACUUCCAAGCAAGAGUAUUCAUCAAAGGCACACAUAAAGAAGAAAUAGCAAAAGAACUCACCAACCACCUCCUCAAACCAAUCCAAUACUCCAAAUGGAUUGUCAAGGAAAACAGCACUCUCAUCAUCUUCAACCUCCCGUACGAAAAUUACCAAGAUUUCAUGACUUGGCACCACUCGGAACCAUCCACUUUAAGGAAGCAAAUAGUAUACUUCAACGACCACCAUGUCCAGAUCAACUGGAGAGGUGCACCAGAUCAAGAACUCUGGAAAUCCGAUGAAAUAGCAACCAAAAUCAAAGCCAAACUUCACAGCAGCAGCUCAAACAAACUCAAUUAUCAUCUAGACUUCCUAAUUGAUAAAAACAUAAACAUAGAUGACCUCCGCAAUGUCCAUCUUGAACGUGGAAACAUUAUCAUUAGACCAAACAAACCAAAAAUCACUACCAACCCAACUACAUCCCAAUCAAACCCUUCUGCCCAUCAACCAGAAGAUCUCUUCGAUGACCUAUCUCAGCAAGUGAAAGACCUCGAUCCAAAGGAAGCAAACCAAGCAGCAUCACAACAAAUAGAUGCAUCACAACAAGCUGCAUCACAACAACAAGCUGCACCACAACAACAGACAACACCUCAGAAACAAGCAGCAACACAGCAACAAACAACACCACAAACACAGGCAGCACCCCAGAAACAAGCAACACCCCAGAAUCAAGCACCACAGCAACAAGCACCACAGCAACAAGCACCACAGCAACAAGCACCACAGCAACAAGCAACACCACAGCAACAAGCACCACAGCAACAAGCACCACAGCAACAAGCAGCAUCACAUUCCACUCAAAAAUCAGACGAACCCAUCGACGACCUAUCGCAACAAGUCUGGUCCGUAAAGUUCCCACCUCAUAAACCAAGUCAAAGACUUCUAUUACUAUUGAAAGACAAAGAUCACAAUCAGAACCAAGAUGUCUAUCAACAAAUCAUAUCUGCUCUCCAAACUCAAUUAAAACCGGUUUAUAAAGUCGAACACGAGAUUCCAAAAGGUAAUGCCUGUUGGUUAAAAAAAAAAAAGUAUGAUUCGAAUCGUGUAUGUGUAUCGUAUAAAUAUAAUACUAAAGUCGAUAAGUUGGUAAUUGUUGUUUUAUAA
Molecule: messenger RNA, 1275 nt
Organism: Heterostelium album PN500
Lineage: Eukaryota; Evosea; Eumycetozoa; Acytosteliales; Acytosteliaceae
Exons: 4
Coding region: 1-1275 (424 amino acids)
Source: RefSeq, a predicted model, not a curated record